Messenger RNA from Carassius auratus (goldfish), 5556 nucleotides. RefSeq names its product zinc finger protein 507-like. The transcript is spliced from 7 exons. Gene Ontology annotation, biological process: positive regulation of transcription by RNA polymerase II. The record is from RefSeq and is a predicted model, not a curated record. NCBI's taxonomy places the organism in Eukaryota, Metazoa, Chordata, Actinopteri, Cypriniformes, Cyprinidae. The coding region runs from base 152 to 3145 and encodes 997 amino acids. Gene Ontology annotation, cellular component: nucleus.
CCCGGUCACAUGACUUGCAGCGAGUCACGUGAUCGACGCUCCAUUCUCGCCAUUUUGAUGCCAGGAAGAAGCACUUUUAUACCACAGGAAUAAAAAAAACAGCGCAUCACGAGCUCCGAGGCCAAAGAUCAGACACAACUGCCGCAUCAGAAUGGAGGACAGUAGUGGAGUUGCUGUCCUUGUGCCUCACUCUAGAGUCCAGCGGAAUACCGUCUUCAUUCCCGACAGAUGUCUUCAUGGUGCCGAGGACCAGCAACGACAGCAGCAAAAGCAGGCUGCCGACUCUCUUAUUCAGGUCAUUGAGAAGCUCAGCAAGAUCGUGGAAAAGCAGCCCAAACGAUGCUCUGUCUCUGGGAAAAAGAAACCCUUGAUGACCUCUGCUUCUGUACCAGUUCCAGACAGCAGGGACAGCACUGAGGGGCUCACACCUUGUAAGAGAUCAAGAGAACAAAGAGACGACCGCCCGACAUCCAGCAGCACACCUGGGAACAUUUUGGAACCUGAAGCUUCAAGUUUAGGCACUCGGACGGUCACCUGCUACCAGUGCAGUAUGUGCCGAUUUGUCUCCCCUACAUUGGAGCUGUUGAAAGAGCAUCUACUGCUUCAUGACGAGCAGCACAGUGAACUCAUCCUAAUGUGCUCAGAGUGCCAGUUCACUUCAAACCAUCAAGAGGAGCUGGUGGCACAUAUAAGACUCCACCUGGAGGAGGGCGAUCAUGCCAGACACAUCCUAGAUGAACAAGAGAUCGCAUCGGCAAGGAGCGCUCACCAAAGGAUGGCAGUUUUGACGGUGAGCAAUAUGGAAACAGACAAGACGUCUACACCAAAGAAGUGGUACAGCUUUGAGCAGGGCAGGUACCGUUGUCUCAUCUGCAACUAUGAGUGCAGACAACAGCGGAAUCUGAAGACCCAUGCAUGGAAACACGCUGGCUUGGUUGACUGCUCGUACCCCAUAUUUGAAGACGAGACAGACUGUCCUGAUACUUUACAAAGCACCAGUUCUCAUUUGAUUCCAGCAGGUAGGGAGGAUACAAUUGUAGUACUCGCAGCAGUUGGAGGAAAACCUCAGGCGAUUCAUGGCUCCUCCAGUAUCCAGCUAGAGCUGUGUGCUUCACCAGAAGUGAGGUGUCAUGGGGAGAAAGAAGGUCUGAAAACAGUGGAGACCAAACUCCCAUUGAUUAGUCAAGUUUUAACUCUUAAAGACCCAGAGGAGCCCUUGGUGGAGGUGCAGGUGACACCAGAAGCACAAAUGGAGCUGGAGUUGGAGACUGAGAGCCAACAGGCAAGCUCCGACAGUCUCCUGUCCUCCGCACAGAAGAUUAUCAACUGCAGUGGUAACAGCGCUGGCCACAUCAACGUCAUCGUGGAACGCCUUCCCUGUGCAGAGGAACCAGUGUCCAGCAAACCUCUGCUCCUCAGCCCAGAUGUAGAAGGAGACAAGACCCUUCUUUCCUCUGAGGAGACAGAUUUAGAGAGCCAGCACCUCCCUGUAUACUACAAACAAAAGGAGGAGGUUGUGAUUGGCUGGAAUGGAGAAGAUCGACAACAGGAGAAAGACUCUGUGUCAUUGGGUUCUCCCUCUGAUGAAAACGUGCCACCGGUUCGGAGGAGGACUUACUCCGAGUCACUUCGGCUGCAUUCUUUGGCAGCCGAAGCAUUGGUGGCCAUGCCCAUGAGGGCCCCAGAGCUCAGCAAAACCACUGCAAAAGAUAUCCAUGACUGGAGUACUCAAAGCCCUGACACAGGCCAGAGAAUUAUGGAGAUUGCUGAUCGCACCAACCUUAAGGCGUCUUCAGGAGAACUCGGCGCUGCAGUUGGAGAUGUAGGGGCGCAUCUUAACAUUGGCUUCCAGAGUUCAAAAGAUUCUCAAGAUGUGCUGGUCGAGGGACCCUCCAAAGCUGGAAUCAGCAUGUCUCUUUUGACUGUCAUUGAGCGCCUGCAAGAGCGUUCAGACCAAAACACUUCAGACGAGGACAUUCUGAAGGAAUUGCAGGACAAUACCCAAAGCCAACAUGUAGGCGAUGUUCCUGGGUGUGCUGCUGUGCCUAGUGAUAUUUCCACUACAGACGGUCUGGUGGAAUAUAUUGCUGGGAGCGAAAGGCCCUACCGCUGUCGACUGUGCCUGUACAGCAGCGGAAACAAGGGUUACAUAAAACAGCACCUACGUAUACAUAGACAGAGACUGCCCUACCAGUGCCCCAUCUGUGAACACGUCGCCUGUGACAGCAAGGACCUGGAGUGUCACAUGAUCCACCACUUCAAACCUCGCAUGUACAACUGCAAACAGUGCACUGAGAGGUUCCACUUCAAGAGUCAGCUGAGAAACCACGAGAGAGAAGGGCAUGGGAUAGGCGACGAUAGCAGCACACUGACCCAUGUUGCUGAAAGCACAACAAUCAUUGAAGAGUCAGCCAAGAUAACAGAUGAAGAUUCGGCUGGUGAGCAGAGCGUUUUCAAAUGCGAUGUGUGUGACUACACCAGCUCCACAUAUGUUGGGGUGCGCAAUCAUCGGCGAAUCCAUAACUCCGAUAAACCAUACAGGUGCUGCAACUGUGAUUUCGCCACAACUAAUAUGAAUAGCCUGAAGAGCCACAUGAAGAGACAUCCACAGGAGCACCAAGCCAUGCAGCUGCUGGAGCAGUACAGGUGCUCGCUGUGUGGUUACGUGUGCAGCCACCCACCAUCUCUCAAAUCCCACAUGUGGAAACACGCUGGAGAUCAGAAUUACAACUAUGAGCAAGUCAACAAGGCCAUCAAUGAGGCCAUUUCCCAGAGCAGCCGAUCUCCAACUACACCUCUGAAGUCAAAACGUGAGACUGGGGUGGAGCGUCCAUAUGUUGUCUUGAGCAGAAAAGACAAACAGUCACCGGAGGUGGCUUCUGUUACUGAUGGGCCAGAGGGCAACUCUGUGAGGUCAUCGUCCCGCCGGGAGCAGGCCGUGGCGUGGAGGAGCGGCUCGGGGCAGACACGGCCAGGUAUGGAAUACUGUGUGCUGCUCUUUUGCUGCUGUAUCUGUGGCUUCGAGUCCACCAGUAAAGAGCAGCUGAUGGAGCACAUGAAGCAGCACGAGGGAGAUCUGAUCAGCAUCAUACUGAGCAAGGAGCAGCAGGGAAGUCAGCAGCAGCCAGCAACACACACUUUUUAAUACAUACUGUCCUUGUAGCAUUUCUGCUUGGACAAACAACAUGCACAAUUCAAAACCUUUUUUUUUUUUUUUAUGUCAAUCUAUCUUUGUAUUGACAUUAGUUUCCGUUCAUGUUAUUGACUAUGUGUUGAAUUUCAGAGGAUCAAGUAGUUAACAAAUGAAAUUGACUUAAGUCAAGUAACUUUUGUUUUGAAUUAUGCAAAUUGGUGAAUUUCAAAGGUUUUUUGUACCUCAUCUGUUCACAAUAUACAUUGUCGAGUCCACACAUGAAAAUCAGGCAGCUUCUAUCGUUCACUGUAAUAUUAUUUAUCUAUAUUACUUAUGUACGUUUUCCUUUAAGGUGGCACUUGCCAUGCUGCAUUUUGAGUAUGGAGAGACAGAUUUCUUUCUUGCUCUCCAAUGUGUGUCAAUGUUUGCAUUGAUAUUUAUCAAGCUAAUUUAUUUUAUAUGCAUGUUCCCCUCCGUUAUGUUCAUACAAAAUUAGAAAAGGUGUGUCUAGUUAUAGUCUAAUUAUGGUGCUAUUGGUCUUUUGCUCAGAAAUGAGGGAGAGAGAAGUCAUCAUUGGGAACGUAUCUUCAAAUUGUAUAUAAUUGUUAUAUAAACAUUAUAUAGAACGAAUUUAACUGUGUUCUCAUUGAAACAGCACAAGUUUAAAAUUGUCCCUAUUUAAAAAUGAACUCUUGGAAACAUGCAGCAGAAAAAAAGGAUCUAUGUAUAGAUUAUUUACUAUUUUUAUUAUUAAAAUAUAGAUAUUGAAAUCAAACUUUUAUAAAAAGUUCAAAUGCCAAAACUUGGAAGACAUUUCUGUUUUCAUAAUCUUCUUUCCCUUUUUCUUCCAGUUUGUAUUAUUUUUUUUUUUUUUCUUUCUAUCAGUUAUAAUUGUAAAUGGGUAAUGGGUUCAAAAUGAAAUGUAUCCAUAAAAAAAAAGUAGUAGUUUAUGUGGUUGUCAGUGCAGAUGAUGUUCUGUUGUAUUUUGUAUUUUUUUUUUCAUUUACACACACACACACACACACACAUAUAUACUGUAAUAUUAUUAUUAUAGGUUAAUAUCAUUCUGAAUGUUUUUGAGUGCAGUUUUCUCUUUAAGCUCAAGGCAGAAGUCAAGAGUUUGCCGCUGUCAAAUGAAAAAGUAGUUGAUGUUUUAAAUCCUGAAUUGUUAUCUCCUGUGUGCACGGCAUCUCAAGCACUUGUCAUUGCUGAAUAUUAGUCAUGGGUGCCGCUCCAAAACUGAGUUCUGCUCCAGCUGAUCAUGUUCCUACUGCUUGGAAAAAUGUGAGGCUUGGGCAUCGUGAUACUACAGCAGCACCUUUAUAUUGAGAAAGCCUAGUAAUUGAGAUAUUGCUUAAUCACUACCUCAGAUUUACUAGUUUUGUGCCCUGCUCUUUUGACCUCCAAUUUAAGGCCCUUAAUCAGACUUUAUAUGCAUCAUAUUUUCCAGGGGAUGAUUUGCAUACACUUAAUGCUUGUAUGUCAACAGUCUAAACUGCAAAAUUGGCAUGAUUAAAAGGGCAUCUAUAAUUCAUUCAGGCUCCACACUGCCCAAUGUAUCAGAGAAUUUUACUCUUAGGAAUUAAACCAUAAAAAAUGUACAUACUUGAUUAUUAUAUUCUGAACCUAAUGUACUAAUUUACAAUUCAAACUGCAAAUGUAACCAAAGUAGGAGCACGGUCUACAUAUAAAUCAUGUCACAUGAUUUUACCGGGACUCUGACUCAUUUACCAGUAUUGAAAUAGGUUUCUCAUUUCAUUGUUUUAGCACAUAAAUGUUUGUUUCAGAGGAUGUUGUCUUGUUUAUGUCCAUAAUGUUCCCUUGCUACGUUCCAAGUAAUGGCUUCAAAGAGAGAUUGAGCUUCCUAGAAGGUUCAUUUUGUGUCCCAGCUACUGCUUUUAUUUUAUUCUAUCACUGCUGAUGUAGUCCAAAUUGAUCAAGAACCUACCAGUUGGUAUCCCAUUGUAUUCCAGCAAUCUUCCAGCCGUUGUUUCUCACAUUAGUUCCUAGAACAAUUGCAAUACAUCUGGAAUGUUUUCUUCUUCUAAAGCUACACAAUCCGUUUCAAGCGAGAUCCGCGAGACAAUGGUGUCGUCUUUCACGAUGAGUCACAAGAUUUGGUAAUCACAGUGAGGACAGCAUCUCGGCCACAAACGUGCCUUCCAUUUCAACAGCCUCAUCUUUGAAUAAGCUUCAGUCGAGUUCAGAAAUAUACCAUAAAUCUAAGCCAAGUAGUCUCCCUUUAUCGAGUGCUUUGGUAUCUUGGAUUCUGUAUAAUGUGCCCUCACAAACUGUGUAAUGUAUUCGGACACAUGGUACUGUACAAGUUUUGUAUGUGACUGGCUGUAAAUAUUUACUGUAUAAAUUUUUUUUAGAGGAAUUCUAUUUUUUAAAACUUGUAUAAACACUACAGAAAGAAAAAG